This is a messenger RNA of Linum trigynum, 630 nucleotides long. NCBI's taxonomy places the organism in Eukaryota, Viridiplantae, Streptophyta, Magnoliopsida, Malpighiales, Linaceae. The record is from the annotation of a GenBank genome assembly.
AUGGAGGCGAAUAUGCGGCCACCAAAGACAUGCCAGCUGCCGUGGAUCAAUUAUCAGCACCGCCAAUACACCACGAUGCUGCCAUUCUUUGCCCUAGACACCCCUAAAGCAGGGAUUGCCAUUGUGGCGACGCCAGAGAACCAGGAAGCUUCAAGCUUUGUCAUGGGUGGCGUGUGGAGAAUCCCGGUAUGCAUUGGAAACUGGACGUUCAAGAAGAAAAGAAGACCAAAACAGAGACCUCAAGCAUUCUCUACAAUGGACGGGAAGAGGGAUAUGAAGACGAGGGAGACGCCAGGUUGGCCUCCGGAUCGUCGGACAGACGAUUCACCGCCACGGUGGGACGAUUCCGCGGAGGAGGCGAUGAAGCUGCUGGUGAGGAAGGAAGAGGAAGUGAGGGGGAACUGGAUCACCUCGUCGGAGUUCCGAAUCGAGCAAUGGGUGCCACGAUUGACGACGACUCCGCUUGGAACGAAGCUUGAGUUAGGUUUUUAUCCUAGUUGCUGGGUCGAACCACCGGAGUUGACGGGGAAUGUGAUGACGGAGCAGGAGCUUCGCGCGGCUUCUUCGACUGCGCGAGUGAUAGUGACUCCAGUUGGGGGGGGGGGUCUAUCGACGCGGGGGCGAAGGUGA